Molecule: messenger RNA, 5300 nt
Organism: Eleginops maclovinus (Patagonian blennie)
Lineage: Eukaryota; Metazoa; Chordata; Actinopteri; Perciformes; Eleginopidae
Exons: 18
Molecular function (GO): kinase activity; pseudouridylate synthase activity
Source: RefSeq, a predicted model, not a curated record
AGUUAGUUUACCCUCUUACAAAGAAAUGAAAAGUUUGUAAUUUUUAAGGUAGGUUUAUUUUAACAGUGAGAGACAGAAUAUCAAAACAAAUCCAGAAAUGUAUUUAAAAAAAAGAUAUAAAUUGAUUUGCGUUUAAUUGGGGGAGUUAAGUAUUUGAUUGCAACUCACAAGGAUUCUGGCUCCCACAGAGCAGUUAAAUAAGUCCUCUUGCUUUAAGAAAGUACUCCUGAUGUCAACUCGUUACCUGGAUUAAAGACACCUGUCCACAGUCAAUAAAUCAGAUUACAACAUCUCCCCAAUGGCAAGCCCAAAGACAGGUCUUGUGAUCAUGGCGGAACAAAUGUCUAAGGACAUCAGGGACAAGAUUGUAGACCUGCACACGGCUGGAAUAGGCUACAAGACCACCAACAAGCAUCUUGGUGAGAGAGAGACAACUGGUUUGAUUAUUAGAAAAUGGAAGAAGCACAAAACGACCAUCAAUCGCCCUCAGUCUGGAGCUCCACUAUCAAUGAUCAUGAGAAAGGUGAGGGGUCAGCCAAUAACUACACAGGAGGGACUUGUUAAUGAUCUGAAGGCAGCUGGGACCACAGUCACCAAGAAAACUAUUAGUAAGACACUGCGCCAUAAUGGAUUAAAAUCCUGCAGCGCCUGCAAGGGUCCCCUGCUCAAGAAGGCACAUGUACAGGCUGUCUGAAGUCUGCCAAUGAACCUCUGAAUGAUUCAGAGAAGGCUUAUGAGAAGGUGAUGUGGUCAGAUGAGACCAAAAUCAAGAUCAUUGGCAUCAACUCGACAUGUCGUGUUUGGAGAAGGAGAAAUGCUGACUAUUACCCCAAGAACACCAUCCCCAGCAUCAAACAUGGAGGUGGAAUCAUUAUGCUUUGGUGGGGUUUCUCUGCUAAGGGGACAGGGCGAUUCACCGCAUCGAGGGGAGGAUGGAGGGGGCCAUGUAUCGUAAAAUAUUGGCUUAUAACCUCCUUCCCUCAGCCAGGACACUGAAAAUGGGACAUGGAUAGGUCUUCCAGCAUGACAAUGACCUAAAACAUACGGCCAAGGCAACUAAGGAGUGGCUACAGAAGAAGCCCAUUAAUGUGAUGGAGGGGCCUAGCCAGUGUCCGGACCUCCAUCCCAUAGAAAAUUUGUGGAGGGAGCUGAAGCUUCCAGUUGCCAAGCAUCAGCCUCCAAACCUUAAGGAUUUUUGAGAGAAUCUGCAGAGAGGAGUGAACCAAAAUCCCUCCUGAGAUGUGAGCAAACCUGGUAACCAACUACAAGAAACAUCUGACCUCUGUGCUGUCCAACACGGCUUUCUCCGCCAAGAACUAAGGCAUGUUUUGCAAGGGGAUCAAAUACUUAUUUCCCCAAUGAAAUGCAAAUUCAUUUAUAUCUGUGUACAUUUCUGGAUUUUGUUUUUGAUAUUCUUUCUAUCACUGUUAAAAUAAACCUACCAUAAAACUUACAGACUGUUCAUUUCUUUGUAACUGGGUAAACUAACUAAAUUGGCAGGGGAUCAAAUACUUGUUUCCUCCACUGUAUCUUGCUUUCACUCAGGAGACAGAUCCAGAGUAGCUUUACCAGAGAGAUCUGUGGUUGAUGCUUUUGGUCUGUGUAAACAACGUUUGGGUCAAAGUUCAGCCUUCUGGGCAAAGUUUCUAUCAUUUCUGUUACACUGAAGAAGGUAAGACUAGUGUUUGUUUGUGACAGUGUUCUGUAUUAUAAUGAGCUGAUUUAAUCUAAUGUGCUAUAGACUUUUUAAUACUGUAACGCAUGGACAUGGUUAUUCAAUAAUCACAGGUAAAAGUUGUCCCUGCUGCAUAAAGCAUGUGAGCAGAAAUAAGUAAAUGUUGAUACUCCUUUCUAUGAUGUAGAUCUGAUCUGUUCAUUAUAAUUCCAAGUGUUUGUUGGUGUGUUUCUGAUCCUCUCAGUGUUGUUGUUGAAAUAUUAAAGACUGUUAAAGUUUAAAUCUGGCACAAACAGUUGUAAAGUAUUGACUUAAGACAAUGUAGUACAUUUCAGCAAACUCACACCAAGUGCAAACAUGCAGGGAAGUAGCAGAAAGAGAUAGCAAACAGACCCCAACUCUAGAAGUUGGUUUCUGAGAGUGGCCCCAAAAAAGGGGGGAGGUUGUGGGAAUUUGUCCCGACUAACUGGAGCAAAGAAAUCCUCACAAUGGCUGAGUUGGUCUUCUGCCUUGCAGUGCAGGGUGUAAUGCAACUGGGGAACCUUUUUGAUUUUUCCUUUAAGAAGCUAAGGUAAUGUUGUACAUUGGUUUCAUUUUGACAAGCACAUUGUUUGAUUCCUUCAUUUCUAUGUUUAAGAUUGGUUUAUAAGAAAUAUUAGAGACACUGGUUAUUAUGAAAUGUUAAAAUAAUCAAGUCUUUUUUAAUGCAUUACUGUUUGGGAAGAACAGUUCAUAUUAAGCUUUGAUUGACGAUAAUGUUGGAUGCAAAAAAAAUAAGUAUCAAACUAUAAGUAAGAACACUUUCCAUUCUCUAGAAGCCAAGUCUCACUCAAAAUGAAAACCCUUGUCCUUAUAUCUAUUAAAUUAACUCCCAGUUCCCAAGGAGAGGGAUGCUAAGGGCCGGCUGUAGCCUUUGGCACAUCAGUGUGCAACAGUCAAAGAAACUUGGGUGGCACAUGUUGACUGGAAGAAAGAAUCAGCUGACAGUUUUUUGUUCCUAAAAACUUCAUGUUUUCAAGGUUUCUCUCAAAAUCUGAGCAGAAUGAGGAUGCUGAAGAGAGCUUCUGCACUCCUCCUGAAAAGAGGAAUCGCAACUUAUCAAAGUAGAUUGUGCAGAAAUGACAGCCUCUUCAGAGUUCAUUCAUCUGUAUCUGAGGCACUGGCAGAAAACAGACCAGUGGUUGCUCUGGAGAGUACUAUCAUCACACAUGGCAUGCCCUAUCCACAAAACCUGAGCACAGCAAAGGAGGUGGAGGCCAUCGUGCGAGCUGAAGGAGCCACUCCAGCCACGGUGGGAGUGAUCGAUGGUGUCGUCCAUGUUGGUCUGUCGUCAGAGAAGCUCGAUCACCUCGCCCGCUGCGAGAGCUCCAUGAAGGUGUCCCGCCGUGAUCUACCCUACGUCAUCAGCAAUGGGCUUUCUGGAGGAACAACAGUGUCGGCCACGAUGAUAGCUGCACAUCGAGCUGGCAUCCCUGUGUUUGUCACAGGGGGCAUCGGAGGAGUUCACAGAGACGGAGAGAACAGUCUGGACAUCAGUGCAGAUCUGACAGAGCUCGGCAGGACUCCCAUUGCAGUCAUCUCUGCUGGUGUCAAGUCUAUUCUGGACAUCGGUCGGACCCUGGAGUUCCUUGAGACGCAGGGUGUCUGUGUAGCAACCUAUGGAGGGUCAAAGAAUUUCCCGGCCUUCUUCUCUCCACAAAGCGGAUUCACUUCUCCUUAUCAAGUCUGCAACCCUGAGGCGGCUGCAAAACUUAUUGCGAGUACUCUGUCACUCGGUCUCCAGAGUGGCGUCCUGUUAGCGGUGCCCAUCCCAGAGGAGCAUGCAGCAGCCGGCAAGCUGAUAGAGGAGGCUGUGCAGGCUGCAGUCACAGAGGCAAGUGUUAAAGGUAUAACAGGAAGAGAUGUGACGCCGUUUAUUCUUCAAAAGGUCAACGAGCUGACUGAAGGAAAGUCCCUUCAGGCCAACAUUGCUCUCAUUCUUAACAAUGCUAAAGUUGGUAGUCAGAUAGCUUGCGCACUGUCACAACAAAUGACUGAGAGAAAAUUCAGAGGAAAGACUAAUCAUCAUGGAAAACACUCAGACUCAGAUAUUGUUGUCAUAGGAGGAAUAAAUGUUGAUUUUAUUGCAAAAGGAAAAGCAGAAACACUUAUUUUUGGACAGACCAACCCAGGAAGUGUGUGUCUGUCAUUUGGUGGUGUAGGACGGAACAUCGCUGACUCUCUGAGUCGAUUAGGCCGCAGCCCUCUGUUCAUCUCAGCUACUGGAGCUGAUUCACACAGUGAGGCAGUGUUUAACUAUUGUAAACAUAUGGUAUAACACAACGGUGUGGCUAGGCUAGAAGAGCAAAGCACAGCGACUUACUGUGCUGUGUUCACUGCGAGUGGAGAACUGAGUGUUGGAUUAGGAGACAUGGACAUUCAUCAGCAGAUCACGGCGCAAUAUGUGUCACAGUUUGAGGAGCAGCUUUCAUCAGCUACUCUCGUGUGUCUGGAUGGAAACAUUCCUGUCUCCACCAUAGACUAUGUUUGCUCCAUUGCUAAAAAACACGACAUCAAUGUUUGGUAUGAGCCGACUGAUUCAGAUAAAGCCUGUAAGCCUUUCCUGUCGGACGCCUGGAAGUCUCUUUCCUAUUCAUCCCCAAACCUGGCAGAGCUGCGCGCCAUGAACAAAACACUGGGCCUCCCCACACCUGAAAUGCUGUUGAGCUCUGUGGAGGAGGUGCUGAGUGUUGCUGUGGCUCUCUCACGCCCCCUACUGGAGCAUCUCCACUGUCUGGUGGUGACUCUGGGCGAGAGUGGGGUGCUGGUGUGCGGAGAGCAUGAAGCAGGCUCGGUCAACCUGCAGCCAAGGAAACAGAAGAAGAAGAGGAAGCUCUGUGCUGUCCACUACCCAGCACUGACUCUGACAGCGGACGAGACCAUGAAUGUGUCAGGAGCAGGAGACAGUCUCGCAGGUGCUUUGAUGGCUGGGAUUCUCCAGCAGCGAGACACAGACAGCUGUGUGCGGAUGGGGCUCCUGGCUGCAAGACUCUCCCUGGUGUCACCGCAUCCUAUCGCCCCUACGCUUACCUACGAAUCUGUGGAGCCAAACAAAGUCAAGACUCAGGAGUGGCCCAAACCCAGCUUCAUGUGGAUUGAUUGAAAAUAUUUUCACAUCAUUUUGACACAUACCUGGGGAAAAGUAGAAAAGUGGGUCUAUUAUGCAUAGUUUUUCAAAUAUUUGUGUCAAUUUGAUCAUUUGAGGCCUUUAAAUGCGUGAUUGGAUUGUGAAGUGUGAUGUAAAAAAGAUUAUACAUUAAAUAUAAAUGUUAUAUGAUAUUUGAUGUUGGUCUAAUGAAAAAUAAUUGAACUACUUUGUCUUGAUCACAAAUCCUUGUGGGAAAAUUAUGAAACAGUAUAAUAAGGUAGCCUGCUGUGGUUUUUUAUUUCUUAAAAAAAAAAAAAGAAGAUAAAGAUACAAAUUCAGCAGUGAUAGUGAAAAUACUCCAGUCAUUUUCUUAUGUUUUUGGUGUUUUUUUUUCGGAUUUCUUGUUGUGUAUUUGAACGCCUAACAGUCCCAACAUUUUGUAUUUACCAUCUUAACUUAAAUCAUUUGUUCAAUGUUUUUUUUUCAUAUAAACUAACC